AAGUUUUAUAUAUAUAUGUAUAUAUAACUGCUAUGCUACAGGUAGAGCUUUAGCUGUGAUCAACUGCAGUUUAAAAAUAUGUGACUCUAUGCUAUUUACUCCCUCCCAAGAGAUCCAGGAAAAUAUUGAAGACACACCCUCCCCCCCAACUCAUGCUGUUGGAGGCAACUCAGGGAGGGAGGGGGUGGCUGCAGAAUUGGGUGGAACGAGACAGGCACUCACAGAUGAAAGGGGCUACCCAGUUCAGGCGGAUUAUUAGGUGGCUGGGGGAUGGGGCAUUUGCAAGGGGCUUUAGGGAGAGCUCACAGCAGCUGGUGAGCUGGGAUGAGGAUGCAACAGAAGAGAUCGGAACAGAAGCGAUAGACAGAGUGCAGAUAAAACACGAGUCCCAGAGGGCCCUAGCCAGCUGCAUCCCAGGCAAUCAGGAGCCCAGGCUUGGAGACCCCACCCCUGCCGUGACAUCACAGGAGAGUGGGGUGGAGACAAAUAAAAAGGGGGUCCCCCGCCCUGGCCCUGGACUCUUGGCAGCCAGAGUGUCAAGAGCAGAGAGAGCCUGGGCACUGGGCUGGGGUUGUCUGGCUUAAAGGAACAGGUUUCCCAUUCCUGGAGCCCCUCUGAGCUACCUGCUCCAGGCUUCCUGGCCCCGAGGACCUGUCUUUCCUGAGCUGCCAUUGGGCCCCUUCCCAGGGGCCCCUGAGCUCUCUGGCAGCAUGAACUGUGUAUCAGACUUCUUCACCUAUGAGACCACCAAGUCGGUGGUUGUGAAGAGCUGGACCAUCGGGAUCAUCAACCGAGCCGUGCAGCUUCUGAUCAUCUCCUACUUCGUGGGGUGGGUUUUCCUGCAUGAGAAGGCGUACCAGGUGCGGGACACUGCCAUCGAGUCCUCGGUGGUGACCAAGGUGAAGGGCUUCGGACGCUAUGCCAACAGAGUCAUGGACGUGUCUGAUUACGUGACCCCACCCCAGGGCACCUCUGUCUUUGUCAUCAUCACCAAGAUGAUCGUUACUGAAAACCAGAUGCAAGGGUUCUGCCCAGAGAACGAAGAGAAAUACCGCUGUGUGUCUGACAGCCAGUGCGGGCCCGAGCGCUUUCCUGGUGGGGGCAUCCUCACUGGCCGCUGUGUGAACUAUAGCGCUGACCUCCGGACCUGUGAGAUCCAGGGCUGGUGCCCCACCGAAGUGGACACGGUGGAAAGGCCCAUCAUGAUGGAAGCUGAGAACUUCACCAUUUUCAUCAAGAACAGCAUCCGCUUCCCUCUCUUCAACUUUGAGAAGGGGAACCUGCUUCCCAACCUGACAGCCAGGGACAUGAAGACGUGCCGCUUCCACCCAGACAAGGCCCCCUUCUGCCCCAUCCUACGGGUGGGGGAUGUGGUCAAGUUUGCGGGGCAGGAUUUUGCCAAACUGGCCAGCACGGGCGGCGUUCUGGGCAUCAAGAUCGGCUGGGUGUGUGACUUGGACAAGGCCUGGGACCAGUGCAUCCCCAAAUACUCCUUCACCCGGCUGGAUGGCGUUUCUGAGAAGAGCAGCGUCUCCCCAGGCUACAACUUCAGGUUUGCCAAGUAUUACAAGAUGGAGAACGGCAGUGAGUACCGCACCCUGCUCAAGGCGUUCGGCAUCCGCUUCGACGUGCUGGUGUACGGGAAUGCAGGCAAGUUCAACAUCAUCCCCACCAUCAUCAGCUCCGUGGCAGCCUUUACAUCCGUGGGAGUGGGAACUGUUCUCUGCGACAUCAUCCUGCUCAACUUCCUCAAGGGGGCCGACCAGUACAAAGCCAAGAAGUUCGAGGAAGUGAACGAGACAACGCUGAAGGUCACUGCCUCGGCCAACACCAUGGACCCCAGUGACCAGACCACGGAGGAGAAGCAGUCUACAGAUUCCGGAGCCUUCUCCAUUGGCCACUAGGGCCUUUGCCCAGAGCCCAGUACUCACCCAUGGGCUGCAGAUCUCCGACAGGGGAGCCCUUCCUGGGCAAGGUGGAUGGGGGGAGGGGGGCUGUCAUUUCUGUUGCCCAUUCCAUGAGGCCAUUGCCAGGACCCAGGCCAUGGGCCUCCCAUUGCUCCAGCAGACAGGUACUGCUCCCCACUAAGACCACACCCUCACCCCCGCUCCCCGCCUGCCUCUACCUGACCCAGAGCAGCAGCACCUGAGUCAUCCCCUUUCCAACAAGUAGAGAUCAUAAUAGUAGGGACAAGUGGCCACAAGGGCUACGUGCUACCGGGCACUUUCACAUGCACUAUCUCAUUUAAUCCUUAGAAUAAUCCCACAAGCUACAUACUCGUUUCCCUGUUUUGAAGGCUCAGAGAGACUGAGUCAUUUUCCCCAGGCCACACAGCCAGAGAGCAGGAUUCUGAACCCCAGGUCUGACUCCAUCGCCCACACCCACGAGAGAAUGAGCCCCCACCCUGGGAGAGGCGUGUGUCCCUGUGGCUCAGCUGCCCCCUGACCAGGUCCAUAGAGUAAGUCCCCAUUUUCCUAGGAACUCAGGUCACAGGUUAGGGGGCCUGUGGGGUUCUCAUCUAUGACUUGGGGAGGCGUGUUCCAAACCCAGAAGGAAACAAGAGGUGAAACUGAGUGAGUUUUUCCCUACCUCACCCCACAGCUCUGAACCCAAACCAGGGAAGGGGCCAUUCCUGUCCUCCUUCUGGGACCACACACAGACCUGGACCCCCUCGCUCCAGGAGCCAGCUCAGGACACCUCCGGGGUGGAAGGGGUUCCCCUGACUUAGGGUCCCGUCUUGGCUGGCUAUCCUCACCUAAAACAGUGGUGAAAAGGCACCAGGAGGCCCAGUGCCCUGCAAGCUGGUCAGCCAGGCCUGGUCCUCUCUGGGCACUAAGAAACUGGCCAGGCUGGAGCCCAAAGGGGCUUCCGAAACCAUCCUGUCCAGUGCUCCUGCUGCUGAUGAACAGACUGUAGCCAGACAGGGCAAAUGACUUGGCCACCGCCAGGGUGGGUGAAAUUGCACCAGGGCAGAGCUCAGGACACACCCAGGUUCUGUGAAACCUUAAGCAUAUUCAGUGUGUGUGUAUGAGGCGGGGAUGGGGGGGGAUAGCUUUCCAAAAGCAGUACAAAGCGAGGUGUUAGAAGGACACCCGCAAGUGAGUGCCCUGAGUGUUUCAUUAGCCUCACAGUGAACCGGCCUCUUGAAGAUCUGGCGUGUGGGCCCCACCUCGAGGUCUUAGCAGGAAUGAGCUUGCCCGUAGAUGGAGGGCUGGCCCCUCGGUGGGAGAUGCUGGGGGCUCAGAUACGGGCCCCACCCCAAUGACCCCCCAUCCUGGGGGAGAUGGGGUAAGACCCCCAGUCGAGGCCCCCUGCCCCUUCCUUCACCCACAGCCCCAUCCUCAGGACAGUGGGAUAGUGCCCCCCUCCGACCAGGGCCAGCCCCAGGAACUGAGCGGUGCUUGGAGGUCUGAUCAGACUUCAUUUCUCCAGCAGACAGAGGUAUCAGUGAAGGCAGCGCCACGUUCUCCACCCGGAGUUCCAGCUCUCAGGAGGCUGGACUGAGGCCGGCUCCCAGGGAUGCUCUCUGAGGGGGAUACGGAGAUGGCAGUGUCCUGGGAGGGACCCCAGGGCCUCCCCAGCCCCUAGACUGGGGUGGUCCUCCUGCCAGGCCGUCCUGAGCCUGCCAGCGCGUGUGUGUGAGCCUGGUGCCAUCCUCCGCAUGUCUGAACCCAGUUACUCUCCUGCGUACCAGACGCAAGGUUACUCUCAGUAGUAAUAACAGCAGCUCUCGUGUC
Molecule: messenger RNA, 3737 nt
Organism: Oryctolagus cuniculus (rabbit)
Lineage: Eukaryota; Metazoa; Chordata; Mammalia; Lagomorpha; Leporidae
Gene: P2RX3
Product: purinergic receptor P2X 3
Biological process (GO): calcium ion transmembrane transport; response to ATP
Cellular component (GO): plasma membrane
Molecular function (GO): ATP binding; purinergic nucleotide receptor activity; extracellularly ATP-gated monoatomic cation channel activity
Source: RefSeq, a predicted model, not a curated record